Messenger RNA from Sitophilus oryzae (rice weevil), 2215 nucleotides. Its product is annotated as protein Wnt-11b-1-like. The record is from RefSeq and is a predicted model, not a curated record. The coding region runs from base 245 to 1402 and encodes 385 amino acids. The transcript has 7 exons. Gene Ontology annotation, cellular component: extracellular region. Gene Ontology annotation, biological process: multicellular organism development; neuron differentiation; cell fate commitment. Gene Ontology annotation, molecular function: frizzled binding; cytokine activity. NCBI's taxonomy places the organism in Eukaryota, Metazoa, Arthropoda, Insecta, Coleoptera, Curculionidae.
UCCGCCACAGUCGCGGUCGAGCGUGGCAUCCAAUCGCACCAGGACACUCCGCUCCGGAGGUUUUUUCCCGAUUGGACUCAGUCACGUGGAGGCGCUAGACGAUCCGACAUGCCCGUCAAGAUUUUAAACCAUUUGAAAAAUGGUAACCGAUAAAAAAAUAAUCCUUGUAUCAUUUGCGAUGUCCGCGACAAGAUACGGUGAAAAUAUUUUCGGUAUUUCGCGAUUUUAAAAUGUUUGAGGAAUAAUGGAAAUUCGAAGUUUGUGGAUGUUUGUCGUCUGUUUUGUUCUUGUGGCAGGAUGGAUGGCGGGAACUUGCGAGAGUAUUCGAUGGCUAUCACUUCAACAUUCCCAUUUAAAUUGGAAUGUCAGCUCGGUAAAUAACAAUCAUGGAAGAGGAAUCAGAUCAGGGAUUAGAUCACCUUGUACAUUAGCUAGAAGAAGGUACGGUUUAGUUAAAAUCCAAGCAAAACUUUGUCGACAUUCAAUGGAAACAAUGCCGCAUAUACAAAAAGCUGCCAUGCUGGCUUCCGAUACGUGUCGAGAAAUAUUUCGCGACAGAAGAUGGAAUUGUUCUUCAAUUACAACGGCACCUUUUCUUACUCCCGAUUUAACAAGAGCAACUAGGGAGCAAGCAUAUGUGUACGCCAUUAGCUCGGCGGCCUUGGUGUACACGCUGGCACGUGCAUGUUCAAGUGGCAAUUUACAUCAAUGCACAUGCGCGAGCAAACCAAUCAACUCGCCUACAGAUAGUUUUCAAUGGGGAGGAUGUGGAGAUAAUGUCAGAUGGGCAUCACAAUUUUCGAAGAGAUUUAUAGAUAACGUGGAAAAACACAAUCUGCUAAAAAUCGAAAAAACUAAAAGAGCCAAAGAUUUAAAUGAGGAAAACGAUGUAUUUAAAAAUGAAGUAGCCAUCGUUAAUCUUCAUAACAUUAAAAUGGGAAGGAAGUUAAUUACAGCCAGUGUUCAUAACGAAUGCAAGUGUCAUGGUGUAUCGGGUUCCUGUAAUAUUAAGACUUGUUGGAAAGCUUUACCACCGAUGAUCAAGAUAGGAAAGGAAUUGUUACAAAAAUUUACCACUGCAAAAGUGGUGUCGCAAAAAACUGUAGAACGUCUCGAACAAAAAACGAAAAAGAAGGCCGUACUCUCCGAUGAGCUGGUGUAUAUUUCGAAAUCUCCAGAUUAUUGUACCAAGGAUGAAAAGUUGGGAAGCUUUGGGACAAUGGGAAGAUUGUGCAACGUGUCCUCCAAUAGCCUAGAUAGUUGCAGACAACUAUGUUGCGGCCGCGGCUACAAAACGGUAGUCGAAGAAAAAAUCGAGAGAUGCCAGUGCAAGAUUUACAAUUGUUGUUACGUUAAGUGCAAAGUAUGUCGAACUAUGACGCAAGUUCAUGAGUGCUUAUAAAAAGCGCGGCAUCCAGUGAAAUGGACAUAUCUUAAGUUACUGUUUUAAAGUUAUUUAUUUAUUUAAAUUAAAUUAUAUUAAAUACAUACAACUAAAAAAGUUAAAUAUAACUUACGUGCUUGUCACUUUAACAAAAAGAUUAUAUAUUCAAAUAUUAUUGUACAUACAGGGUGAUCUAGCGUUCCUAAAAAGCUCUGAAUCAGGGUUCUUUGUUUGAAUUUUCACUCCGAUGGUUUUUAUACUAUAUGCAGCCCAUAUUUUGGUCAACAGGCAGGGUGAUUUAACAUUUUCAAACUAAAAUUGUAUAUGUUUAAAUGGAAUGAAGAAAGAAACAUAUUCUCUUUACAAAUAACUCCAAAAUAACCGAUAUAUUCAAGUUUAAAAAUUAAAAAAAGAUGCAGAUGAAAAUUUGGGGUAAACAGGCAGUUCUAAACAGUUUUAAAAUGUAUACAGGAAAAUUUAAAAGAAAAUACACGAUUUUCAACAUCUUUUUUGCGAAACAACAAUUUUUUUUAUAACCCAACCUCUAGACGUGUUCUCACAUUACAUCAAAGGAGGUGGAAUGAACCAAUUGAAGACAUGAGUAGAUAAAGAUGUCAUGUCGCUUUUUGAGAGUUUCGAGUAAAUCGACAAAACACGUCUAAAAAUUAUUGAAGGUGUAUGUGACAUGACACUUUUAUCACUUAGGAUAUUCUUUAUGGUAUAUAUAUAUUUGAUAUUUAGAGUCUAUCAUAGAUAAAGGAAAUAAAUUUAGAUUGGAAAGCCCGUCAAGAUUUUAGAUCGCGAAAUUGUUUUGGGUCGCGACUGUUGUAC